Messenger RNA from Verruconis gallopava, 1898 nucleotides. RefSeq lists its product as uncharacterized. The transcript has 5 exons. The record is from RefSeq and is a predicted model, not a curated record. NCBI's taxonomy places the organism in Eukaryota, Fungi, Ascomycota, Dothideomycetes, Venturiales, Sympoventuriaceae. Bases 176 to 1654 code for a protein of 492 amino acids.
CGGUGAUGGAACACGAACAUCCUUCCGUGCCCACUUUCGUCGUGGCUGUGUAGCAACCAGCUUUUUUCCAUGCCCCUCCUUUGUGCUUGAUUCCUUUGCCCUCCAGGUUCUGUCUCUGGCCUUCUGGAUCCCUAGAGCAGCGCAGUGGAGAAGCGAGAAUAAGCCAAUAGUCAAAAUGAGCGGUGAACUUCAGCCUCCAGAGACCAAGCACCACGCAUUGGAGGACACUGGAGCACAUGAGCUUGCCUCUUCAGACGACGGUAGCGAUGACUUUGUCGACGCAUCGGAAGGCGAACGUCCCCACAUUCGACCAGGCGGUGAAUCACCUAUUCCACUUACACGGGUAGAGAAGGUUGAUGAUGAGCCAUCUUAUGGCGAGGUUCCAGGCACUCCAGCAUACAACAACCGGAUUGCAGAUGCUGUUCCCGACGAGAUAGAAGUUGUUCCUGAAGGGACACGAUCACGGAGUGCAUCCAGAGUUUCUCGACCCUCAACACCAGGCGGCACUCGUAUCCCCCGCAUGAUCGUGGAGAAAAUCGACCCCGACGUGCCGAGCUACGGCGAUGUUCCAGGCACAGCGGCAUACGAGAUGCGUAAGGCAGACGCCGAGCCCGACGAGAUUGUGAGGAGUCCAGAUUCUGCCCGGGCUCCAGCCAACCCUUUCAAAGCAUCGCCAACUGCGAGCAAUAUUAGAUCCACUGGUGACCUUGACCGGGACCAAAUAAGUCUUGACGAUCGCUCUGAUGACCCUGGCGGCGGUGAAGACGAAGCCGACGACGGAGGUUUUGGCGAUGAUUUUGAUGAUUUCGAGGAGGGACAGGAGGCUAAUGCCGACGAUGAUGACUUUGGGGAAUUUGAUGAAGGUUUCUCAGACGAACAGACACAUGCACCUCCUGAUCCUUCGCAGCCUCCUUCUUUACCAUCUAUUCCUAUAGCAGACUUCAGGGAUGCGAACGAUAUCGAAUCUAUCCAAUCUAUUUGUGCACCUUAUCUGCGGGCUCUUUUCCCAUCCUACCCACCAACCACUUCUUCCAGCUUGCCGCCGCCUAAUCAGCAGAUAUUCCUUUCCGAAAGAAGCGCAUCGCUCUACUCCCAACUCAUAGCACCGCCCCCCUUGGCACCACCUAAUUGGCUACGCAGUCGCAUCCGGCGCUUGUUCCUCGUAUCACUCGGUGUCCCUGUUGACUUGGAUGAGAUUCUUCCGGCCAGCAAGCAGAAAAAACUGGUGCUCCCCAGUGGGCUGCUUAAGUCACCUGAUCCUAACAAGGAAAAGUCACCUCGGCCUUCGAGCGAUGACAGGAGUCAACUAGGCAAGCUGAAAGCCGGUCACGACUCUGACGCAUCGCUCACUAGCACAGCAUCUGGCAAGCAACGGAAGUCUAGGCGAAAGGCCGGCAACAAAGAGGUCGAGCAGCCUCCAGAAUUUGAUACCGUGGCUGCUAGGAGGCUUGCACAAACAACGCAGGAGAGAAUUGAUGGUAUGAGUGAUAAGGAGCUGAAAGAGCAUAUCAAGGAAGUUGAGAGAAUGAAUGAGAAAGGGAGGGAAUAUUUGGGCUACUGGCAGCGAAAGGUGGAAGAAGCUGGACGGGAGAAGGAGGCCUUUGAGGGCGUGAUAGAAAAUCUGGUCAAUUUUGCGAGGAAGGUCAGAAAAUAGCACAACUCCGGUUCCUUGAAACCUGCCCCGUGACUCGACGUCGGUCUCCGUUCGGCGAGUUUUUUUAUGUCGAAUCGACAUCGAUACCCGAAUUACCCUUAGCAUCAAGGAUGAGCCGAUUGAUUAAGACAUCCGCUUUGUGCAUAGCAAAUGCCCUACGUAUUCUUCACGCAUUGCAGAACCGCUAGAGCUGAUAUGGAAGGCCGUAUUUAUUUUCAUCGGCCAUCAGAUCCCAUGUAUUCAC